CGGGGUGACGAUCUUUCAGGGCGGAACCAAAAGUUGAGGAAGUUUUGGUUCCGCCCGGAUGUUUCCGUCCAGACCGGAAAGACGGGAACACCGGACAUCCGGCAGAUUCGCGGAGGCUGUAAUCAGCCGAUUGGGCACAGCUGUGCCUAGUUGAAGAGAUCGCCGGGCAAUUGGAUGAUUGAGGAACAGAGAGGAGUAUAUAAAGCACAGUUAGAACACAGUUAGGGGUGCUUAGUGUGUGCUGGGAAACGGAGCUGUGCUCAUUGUUGGACGUGGUGGUUGUUUGUGUUUCUCUCUCUCUCCCUCUCUCUCGUUGUAAAUCUUUAUUGUGGACCUGCUGGAGUGAACAGGAAAACCCUAUGGGCAGGAAGGAACGCUGUUCUAACCAAUACUGAAGGAGUAAAGCAGGAAGAAAAAUUGACCUUCUGGUACAACGUAAACAAAGGCUAUUCGCCGUGAGUAUACCCUUUUCUGUGUGGAGUAACUGGCAAAAGUUAACUUGUGUAACUAUUGGAAACCUCCAGGAGAAGGAGGGCGGCCCUACCCCUAUAAGAGUGUGGUGGGCGAGCCGUUAGCAGUACAAGUUCAAACAGCCACCGCUACGAGACUUAUUGUGGUCGUAUUUCCCAUCGCCUUAUCUUAGCCCAAGCGCAGUGGAGGACACCGGGCGCUUCUCUUGUUGUGGUGCACUUAUAGUGUGGUGAGUGAGACUGUGUAUUAAAUCCUUUUCACGUUGGAGUGGUGCUGUGUAUUUGCUGUGGGUUGCUGUGUGUCUUGUAGACGAAGCCCCGCAUCAUCCAGUUUCUUCCACUGGGCAGAGGACGGAGAGGCCAAUGACCUCAGAAACUAUUGUUACUGUAUGUAGUGUGCUGUUCGGAGUACGAAGGGACGCGGACAAAGAGCUGUCCGUGACCGUGAGUAAACCAUUGGAAGUAUUCGUGGUGUAAACUUACCUGUGUCUGUUUUGUCGCAGAGUCAGAGGCGAAAGGGUCCGCCGCCCCCGCGGUCUCUACAAAGGGGCGCCCCUGUCCAGGAUUCGAUCGGCCUAUGGGCAUUGGAGAUAGGGCAGCGCUCGACCCGGUGAGGUGGUGUGGGACCUUCGCCCCUCUGCUGAUCUACGGAGGAGAACGUGAUACCUACCCAGAAAGCUGUAAACAGCAGAGCCGCGGCCACCUGUGGAGAGAGAGCAGAACGAAAGUGAAUCAUUGAGGAGCAGACUGUGAACGUGAUACCUACCCAGAAAGCUGUAAACAGCAGAGCCGUGGCCUCCUGUGGAGAGAAUGGAAAACGAGAAGGAACAGGAGGAAAAUGGACUGUGUGAAGAUACAGUGGUGGUGGAGGAGAGCCUAGAGUGGCCAUUGUUUUAAGCCCCCCGUUUUCCCUUCCCUAUUUAAUAAUUUUAACUAAUUUAAUAAAGGAUAUUUUAAUAUUAUGCUUACCUUGUGUGUCUGGUCAUUGGGGUGGCUUUGGGAAUCUCCUCGAGGUGGAGAAAGGGGCGUGACCUUAUUUACAUCUGGGUCCACCCCUACCUGUGACAGAUUUUGGCGUAGUCGGCAGGGCCCCACCUCGAGUUGAGUAACCAAGGUCACCCAAUGACUGACAACGCGGGGCCUGCAGCCCCACCCCGUGCCACAUCUAUUAUCAUGGGAAGCCCAUGGAUCCAGAAAUAUGGAGGAGCAGAGUCGGAGGUACGACUGACCGAAUGGAAGGCCCAAUUAGAGUACUUGGCCGACUUACAGGGCCUUAGCGCCGCUCAGCGGCUACAGUUUGUGUUGAACUCCCUAGAAGGAGAAGCACGGCGAGAGGUACAAGCCGCCCCCGAAGCAAUCCGAGCCACCGCCCAGACUGUGUUCCAGUUCCUUACUGAGCAAUAUGGCGACCAUACCCCCGUAGCUGUCCUCCGUUCACAAUUUUUUAAUUGUAAGCAAGGCCCCCGACAACCUAUUAGAGCUUUUGCCCUCAGGCUGCGAGAGCAGUUCACUCGCCUGCAGGCCCGACGAGACCAUGGGCUAGGAGACGGAGAGACCUUGCUACGUGACCAGUUCCUCCUGGGGAUGAAAGAGGGCCCCGUGAGACAAAGUCUGAGGGUCCAGUUUCGGAGGGACUCCGGGCUCACCUUUGAAGACCUAAAGAAGGAGGCGCUGGCCUUGGAGGGUGAUGAGGUCGAAGUAAGUGAAACCCCUGUAUGUGCAGCCGUAAGUGGGAACACCGCAGCACCACCUGAACACGCAGAGCAGGCCCAGGAUCAGGAUGUGUGCCAGGUAAAGAUGUGGGUGGAGCAGGGCCGACGGCCAACAUCGUCUGAAAGGCUGACCCAAACAGAGACGGGAAAAAGACUGCUGGGACAGUGGGACAAGCUGGAACUCCAGGAAGGGGUGCUGUGCCGGAAGGUUAGUGACCCGAAGCUGGACGAAGAGGUACGCCAGAUCGUGGUGCCCGCUGAUCAAGCAGCCGCCUUGGUGUCCGCCUACCAUGAUCAGCUGGGGCACCAGGGACAGGAACGGACAUUCCCACCCUCGAUCAGACGGCAAACACCACCGCAACGGCUCUAUGGCGGCACGUCUUCCAAACAUUCGGAUGUCCGGAGUUCCUGCACUCAGACCAAGGGGCCAAUUUCGAAUCAAGGGUGA
Messenger RNA from Paramisgurnus dabryanus, 2630 nucleotides. Lineage: Eukaryota; Metazoa; Chordata; Actinopteri; Cypriniformes; Cobitidae. The record is from RefSeq and is a predicted model, not a curated record.